AUGAAUAAGACCACAGCUGUCCAGCUGCGGUCUGGAUCUACCUCUAGACACAAGAAAUCGCAGAGAAACUCCACCAAUUCGUCAAAGCCCACUCAGAGGCUGAUUCUACACCCACCAAAGCUGCCUCAACAGCCAAAACUCAUGCUUCGCUCUUCUAAACAGUCGCUGUCCAACAGGACUGUCUGCGAUUGGAUGGAUGUCUCACUCGUUGGAAAUGGCUCAGACGCUUCCUAUAGUUAUGGCGACAUAUGCACCGUGCAAGCGAUCUUGAAAAAUUUCAAUGGGUUGUCCAGUGCACCCAGCAUCAUCGAUGACGUGGAAGGAAAGCUCGAGGAUUUAGCCACGUCCACCGGAUCAACAGUCGAUGAUUAUACUAGUGCUGAGGUGGAAAUGAAUGGCAUUUUGCAAGAGGCUCUCGACUGCCACCACUGUGACGAUGCGAUCAAUUUUGAUCCUGAAAUCAUGGAAUCAGACAUUCGCCAUGGAAUCUACCGCUGUUCAGAGGAUCCUCCAUUCGUCCUCAACCAGCCAUGCGAGGAUAUUGCCCCAGAUGAAAUGCCUCAAGAAGUCUGUGCACCAGGCUAUCUCCAACUGGCCACACAAGCGCAACAAGACAGGUAUCUAGAACUAGUCGGAGGACACAUAAAUCGCAACCGAGAGAACAAAAUCUUUGCCGGGAUGGAAGAGGUUGACCAGGGCUAUGAAUCAAAAUUUGCUUUCUACUGUGUUGAUUAUCAUAUCCAUCAACACUACAUCCAUCGCCGCAGCGCCCUCAACCUUUGUCGAACCAACGAUGAGAUGGACGAUUUUCGUUCAUGGAAAUACAAGCUCGCCCUGUGGACUGCACGUCAACACCGCCCGCUUAGGCUAGAUUCGCAUGACAUGGUAGACCAGCUGAUGACCCAUGGCCACAACACAAAUGCAAACGGAAAUGUGACUACUACGGCAGCAAUUAAACCGAUGAGCCUUGCCACCAUGGAAGGAGAACCUAACCCAUUUGCCACCAGUCGUUCGACCUCCCCAACAUCAUCCACCUACUCCUCCCAUUCCUCGCCAUCUACCGCUGCUUCUUCACCCCCCGGCCCAUCACCCGUUCGACCCCCGUCACCCCCCAUCCUCCCCUGGCACAAACAGGAGUUUUCAAUCUCAUCCCAGAUUACGCUCCAUCGCCGCUUGACAAACCCGCGAGAACGAGCAGCCCGUGUGCGCGCCGCACGUAAACAGUUUCAGAAUAUAAUGAAAAGACGAGCCCUGCAGCGACGCGAGGGCCUCGUCAAAGCUGAACACGAAGCGGCUAUUGCGUGGGCAAGGUGGCACCAGGGCAAAGACGCACCACUCGCGAUCCCUCGAGACAGAGAUAUUGCACAAUUGCUGCAAUACUAUGGUCGCUAA
This is a messenger RNA of Talaromyces rugulosus, 1392 nucleotides long. RefSeq lists its product as uncharacterized. NCBI's taxonomy places the organism in Eukaryota, Fungi, Ascomycota, Eurotiomycetes, Eurotiales, Trichocomaceae. The transcript has 2 exons. The coding region runs from base 1 to 1392 and encodes 463 amino acids. The record is from RefSeq and is a predicted model, not a curated record.